Molecule: messenger RNA, 597 nt
Organism: Penicillium digitatum Pd1
Lineage: Eukaryota; Fungi; Ascomycota; Eurotiomycetes; Eurotiales; Aspergillaceae
Source: RefSeq, a predicted model, not a curated record
AUGGUUGGAAGCAUCAUCGGGGGAUCAGCAAUCCCAAUCUUCGCCCUGCUAGCCUGUGCGGUCUACAUGCGUCGCCGACGACGAAGGAUAGCAACAGAGCGCCUAGGCAUCAGACAGGAACUACUACGAUGUAACUCAACGAGCUCAUCAAUCUGUCACCACUACCGCUACGACUCCUACCCCUCGAUACCAGCCAACAUCGGCCCAAGAGCCCCUAUCCCCCCAGUCAUCCCGCUGCAACAGCAGCCCUCAAAUCCAGACCUCUCCCUCGACAGCAUGUACCUGCGCGGCGAGUCAACACCGCAGGACCCCUUCGCGGAUCCGCCGUCCGCAGUCAUCGAGGUCUCCGCCCCUUCUCACUCGAUCUCAAUCUACUCCACUUCUUCCUGGGGUGUUGGAAACGGUGGGCGGGGGAACUGGGACUGCGAGCGCGAAGGCGUGGAUACCCUCGCCGUACCACAUGAGUACUUGGACACUCCUGUGAUGCGUGAUAGCAUGCGCAGUGACCCCUUCGAUCUUGAUCUUGAACCUCCACCGAAUGCUCACCAUCGGUCUUCUGUCCCUCCAAUCCCGAGUACAUGGGAUGUCAAGUUUUAG